AUGAAGGUAUCUUCUAUGCUGCUAGGAACACUAGCUGCUUUGUCAACUGUGGUUAAUGCUGUUCCCUUAUUUAAUCUUGAAUUGACUUUGGAUACCACCGUUUUCACUCCAUCUGAUGCUAAAUUGAUUGUUGAUUUUGCAAGACAAUUGACUUUGAUUGACCAAUUCAAUGGAACAAACACCACCAAAUGUGACAAAUGUAUCAAAAGAUUGCAAUUGGGUAAAACAAUCACCAUGACCAAACCAAAUUUGGUGUAUCCCGUUUUUACCAAAUGGUGUAUUGAUAACAAAGUUGCUAAUAAAGUCACCUGUGAAACCAACUAUGGUAGAAAUACCGUUGACAACUCCACGUUUGGUACAAAUUUUGCCAACAUGCUCUACUUGAUGGACCCUUCAAGUUAUGAUGGUCAAUUAUAUUGUCAUUUCCAAGAUACAAAAUCAUGUCCUUUACCAAAAACUCCAAAGGUUGAUCUUUCAGGUUACUGGCCUCCAAAACAACCAAAACAUCACGUUGCUCCAACUCCUGGUAAUGAAACUUAUAACGUCUUACAUGUUAGUGAUUUCCAUAUUGAAUUAAACUAUCAAAUUGGUGCUGAAGCUAACUGUUCAAGAGGGAUGUGUUGUACCCCAUAUAGUAAGAAUGCAGCUAAAUUACCGCAAGGUUAUUCAUUUACUGCUAAUUUGACUGAAGAUCAAAUUGGUAACUUGUCAUAUACUCCAGCUUGGUAUGAUGAAGAUAAUGAAUUACAAUAUGGUGAGCCGGUUGAUGUUUUCAAGAAUGGUUCUGAUGUUUGGUAUCCAGCUAACACGUUUGGUCAUUAUGAAUGUGAUGCUCCACCAGUGUUGGUUAACAGUUCUUUGAACUCCGUUGCAAAAUUUCAAGAAGAAUUGGAUCUUGAUUUCAAAUUUUCAAUCUUUACAGGUGAUUUAGUGGAACAUGAUGAAGCUCAAUAUAAAUCACAUGAAUUUGUCAUUGAAUCUGAAGAAAUUGUCUUCCGUGAUAUGAAGAAAACUUUGAAAGGUAUCCCUGUGUUUUCAGUUUUGGGUAAUCAUGAUACAUUCCCAUAUGCCCAAUUAGCUCAAGAGAAAUCUGGCUUUGGUAAUUUGUUUGAUUGGAACGCUGACUUGAUGGCUGACAUGUGGGAAGAUUAUGGUUGGAUAAAUAGCACUACUGCCCAACAUGUUAGAAAACAUUACUCUGGUUUUGCUGUCACAACUUCAACUGAUUUGAAAAUCAUUGUCUUGAACUCUAAUGCUUACUAUGUUAAGAAUCUAUAUAUGUAUUGGAAUGCUACUGAUAUUGAUUCGUUUGGUCAAUUCCAAUUUUUAAUUGAUGAAUUAGUUGAUGCUGAAGCUAAAGAUCAAAGAGUUUGGAUCAUGGCCCAUAUUCCUUUCAUCAAAGAAGCUUUACCAUUACCAGCUGAAGUUUUCACACAAAUCAUUAAAAGAUUUUCUCCUUACACAAUUGCCGGUAUCUUUUUUGGUCAUACUCAUUUGGAUCAAUUUAAUUUAUUAUAUGAUGGUGGUGUCGGAAAUAAGACUGAACAAAAUUUGGUUGCAAACGCAUGGAUUUCGCAAGCUCUUACACCAUUGACCGAAAAUAAUCCAGGUUGGAGAUACUACAGUAUUGAUACCAAAACUCAUAGUGUUAUGAAUUCAUUUAAUUAUUAUACCAAAUUAAAUGACACAUUCACUAAUGGUAAUGAAGAACCUAUUUGGGAAUUUGAGUAUUCAGCCCGUGAAGCUUAUGAAAGUGUUGCUGAAUGGCCUGACAAUGCACCAUUAAAUGCAACUUUCUGGCAUAGAGUUGCUACUGGAGUUAACAAUACUGAAGAAAUCGCCCAAACUUACAGCAACUACAAGAAAAGAUUUAGUCCUUUCACUCCAAACUGUAUUGGUACAGAUGAAUGUGAUGGGAGUUGGUGUUUCUUAUCUUCAUUUACAGCAAAAGACCACCAAGAGUGUAUGAAGAUGUAUGGUCAACCUGAUAUCUAUUGA
Molecule: messenger RNA, 1998 nt
Organism: Hansenula anomala
Lineage: Eukaryota; Fungi; Ascomycota; Saccharomycetes; Phaffomycetales; Wickerhamomycetaceae
Exons: 1
Coding region: 1-1998 (665 amino acids)
Molecular function (GO): hydrolase activity
Source: RefSeq, a predicted model, not a curated record